This is a messenger RNA of Histoplasma capsulatum G186AR, 2015 nucleotides long. RefSeq lists its product as uncharacterized. The coding region runs from base 228 to 2015 and encodes 595 amino acids. The transcript is spliced from 3 exons. Gene Ontology annotation, biological process: cytoskeleton-dependent cytokinesis. Gene Ontology annotation, molecular function: GTP binding; GTPase activity; molecular adaptor activity. The record is from RefSeq and is a predicted model, not a curated record. NCBI's taxonomy places the organism in Eukaryota, Fungi, Ascomycota, Eurotiomycetes, Onygenales, Ajellomycetaceae. Gene Ontology annotation, cellular component: microtubule cytoskeleton; septin ring; septin complex.
UCGGAUUUAGAUUCCGUUUGCUGGUCGUCUCAUACGCUCCUGCGGUGAUUUUCAUUAUUCUACAAUUCCCCUCCUCGAGUCUUGUGCUCCCCACAUAACCCAACAUCGGAGCAAGUGGAAACCAUCACGAAGGUGACUGAGAAGCUGGUAUUACAAGGGCUUUUAUCGGGAAAAGUGGUUAGAAUCGCCCGUACGCUUUACAUUGGCAAGGCCAGAAUAAAUCCAACAUGUCCAGUCCGGCGCCUCCAACCCCUGGGCGCAGUUCACCUCCGGACGCUCUUCCAACUGCCACUGAGAAUGGUUCGGCUAACGCCAACUCUCAAACCGUAAGACGAACAUCUCUAGGUUUCCUUCGUCGUUCAAAGUCGACCGAACCUCUCAGCGGGGAUCGCAAAGCUUCGGGAGGAAGGAUGAGCAAAAGGAUGCAAAAGGAAAUGGCUAAAGAAGAACUGUUGCGACGACAGCGCGAAGCUGGUGCUGUCGCGAAAUAUGCCCCUCGUCUGCCAGAUUUGCCCGCUCCUCCCCAGCUGAAAACCUUUGGCGGUGAAAAUGCUCGACAGAUGAACACGACUGCUAUUCCAAACCGCGGUGGGAGUUACAUUGAUCCAAGCGCACCCGCGUCCCCAUAUUCCGGCGUAGCUGGCGGAAGAGGUAGCGAGGUUAUCGACCCGUACGCGAGAACAGAGAGCAUGACACAUCGUGGCCGAUACAGCUAUGCGAGCAGCGCAGUCAGCACUAUCAAUAGCCCACGGAGGGUGAGAAGACGCAAAGACCCAACCCCAUACAACAUUCUUGUAAUCGGUGCUCGAAAAUCUGGAAAGACUUCCUUUCUCAAUUUCUUGCGUACCUCCCUCCAGCUUCCCCCGAAGAAACGCCCUACACGAGCUCCAGAUGAAUUCGAGGAGCCCGUGCAAAUGUCAGCAGCUAAUAACAAUUUCACAUCACAUUACCUGGAGACUGAAAUUGACGGAGAGCGCGUGGGGCUUACGCUGUGGGAUUCACAGGGACUGGAGUCAAAUGUUGUUGAUCUGCAGCUUCGUGGGAUCACAUCCUUUUUAGAGAGUAAAUUCGAAGAAACCUUUAACGAAGAGAUGAAAGUAAUUCGCGCACCGGGCGUGCGUGACACUCACAUUCACUGCGCAUUCCUCAUCCUCGACCCUGCGCGACUGGAUGCCAACAUUGCCGCUGCGCAGGAAUCCGUGGAUGAUCCAGAGAAAUCUUCGAGUGUUCGUCUCAUUGGGGGCCUCGAUGAAAACCUGGAUAUCCAAGUUAUCCGUACGAUGCAAGGGAUGACUACCGUUGUCCCAAUAAUCAGCAAAGCAGAUACCAUCACCACUGGCCACAUGGCUUUCCUCAAGAAGACGGUAUGGGAAAGCCUGAAGAAGGCUGGCUUGGAUCCGCUGGAAGUCUUGACGCUUGAGGACCAGGAUGAUACGUCCUCAUCUGAUGGGUUUGACAGAUUCGAUGAGCAGGACGAGGACGAUUUGAACCAACAGGAAGACGACGACGCUCAGAUUCAAACCCAAACCGAAACGGAUGCUGAAGCUAAAAGACCAACAACUGGCCGCCGCACCCCGGACUCAGACACGGUCCCCCUAUCCCCACCCAACCCUCAGUCGCCCACAUCCCGCCAGAACAACGGCGGGAUUCGAAAAUCCUCAACUUCUGUCUCAAGCAUCAACGCGAACCUCAAUGCAAACGGGGAAUAUCCGUUCCUACCGUUAUCAAUUCUCUCUCCCGAUCCCUACUCUCUGGAAGAUAACAAUGGUCCCAUUGGCCGCAAGUUUCCCUGGGGUUUUGCUGACCCUUACAACCCUGAGCACUGCGAUUUUGUCAAGCUGAAGGACACCGUGUUUGGAGAAUGGCGCGGGGAACUCCGCGAGGCUAGUCGGGAAGUGUGGUACGAAAGAUGGAGAACUAGUCGUCUUAACAAUAACGGUAAUGGACCAAGUGGAUCCUCGAGUAAAAAUGGAGUUCGUGGUGGUUCUGGAAGGAGCGGUCGUGCCACUCGAUAA